CCCAACUCCAUCCAUUUCGACUGUUUCUAUCCUAUCCAAGGGUUCUUCCCUCUCAAAAAAAGUUCUCUGUAAUCGAGAAAUUGGUUUUGAUUCUCAUUUGGAGUAAAUUGUCUCUCCUCUGAAAUCACGCCCCCCGGUGAUCCCUCCAAGGAAAAAAAAGAGAGGAUGGAGGAGCUUUUUGUGGCAAUUCUAUCUAUGCUUCUCUUGGUGGCCUUGAUUCCUCUUUAUCUGUGGAAGCGCCGUCAAGCUUCUCGAUCUCCCGAUCACACAGAAGAUGUUCAGCAGGUUCCGCAGAGGGAAGCUGUGGUACGAGCAACGGGUAAUCGACGGAUGCGAAGGAGACCGGCUUCUGCUGCCAGCACCUCUUCAGCCCCUAUAGAAGAAGAAAUUGUUGAUGGAAGUGAUGACGAAGCUGCUGAAGGAGAUUAUUAUAACGCUAAAGCAUCAAAGAAAAAAGACAAGAAACGGCAAGAGCGGGAAGCACAGCGUCAGGCUGAGGAGGCUUCACGUGAGUCAAGGCAUACAAAACAAGAUCGUUAUGCAGAGAUGCGGAGGCGGAAAGAUGAGGAGCGUGAAGCACUAGAACGUCAGCAGGAAGAAGAAGCUAUGGCACGAAAGGCCAAGGAGGAAGAAGCUGCUGCUUUAGAGUUUGAAAAAUGGAAAGGAGACUUUUCUGUUGAUGCUGAAGGUACAACAGAAAAUGAAGUGCAAGAUGGAAGCCAGGGCUUGCUUUUUGAUUUUGUUGAAUACAUUAAGAAGCACAAAUGCAUCCCCUUGGAAGAUCUUGCUGCAGAAUUCAAGCUACGAACUCAGGACUGUAUCAACCGGAUCAACUCACUGGAAAAUAUGGGGAGACUAUCUGGGGUGAUGGAUGAUAGAGGAAAGUACAUAUACAUCUCCUUGGAAGAAAUGCAAGCAGUUGCUGAUUAUAUAAAGCGUCAGGGGAGGGUUAGCAUCUCACACUUGGCUAGCCAGUCCAACCAGUUCAUAGAUUUGGAACCAAAAGCCCAAUUUGUCGAGGAAAUCAGCAGCGUAGAGGAGAUAACUGCGAUCUCGAGAUGUGAUGCAUUUGGAAUCUCUGAUGUAAUCUUCAUAUGGUUAACGAGCAAACAAAGUUCCAGUAACCUCAAGAAUCUUUUGCCGACGUCAUCAUCGUCGUCCUCCCACCCCGAUUCCUCUUCCUAUUUAACAAAAAAACCUCAAAACACAGAAAUACAAAUGAGCUCGUUUCCAGGUAUGAAAAUACCAUGGAAAGGGGUACAACCUUGCCUUGUAGUCCUAGUCCUGUUUUGUUUUUCCAUUCAGAUAUGUAAUUGCCAGAACGACGACGAGACCCCAUCGCCGCCCAAGGACCAAGGCUUGUGCAAUGGCAUAUUCGUGACGUACACCUUCUCGGAACGCGAGAAGAUAUACCCUCUCGUGAAGAAUGCGUCCGCACAAGCGUGGAAGUUCAAUUCGCAGGUAAUGAUUUUGAAUUCGGGAACCGAAGAGCUGAAGUCGUGGAAGGUGUUUAUAGGGUUCCAACAUAAUGAGAUUUUGGUGAGCGUGGAUGGGGCUCAAGUGGUGGAUGCAGAUGAUUUUCCGAUUCGGGUCGGGAAGAACGGGACCACCAUCACCGGGUACCCGAAUACGGAUCUGAAGACGGCAAUCGAGACGGCCGCAGAUUUUACCCAGAUUCAAGCAAACGUUGACAUUACCGGGACGCAAUUCGGGAUGAAGACCGGGACGCCUAUGCCCAAGACAAUUCAUCUUGCCAAUGACGGCUUCAAAUGCCCUGCUGCUAAAAGACAAUCCAACACAAUGCACGUAUGUUGUCACAAGGACCCAAAAUUCAAGACCAAAGUGACGAAAACGAAGUUCAUGCCGAGGCAAUACGGCGACCUCUCCCUCACGUACGACGUGCUACAAGCCUACGAAGGCUACUACCAAGCCCAAGUAACCAUAGACAACUUCCACCCUCUCGGCCGACUCGACCACUGGAACUUGACCUGGGAAUGGAUGCGAGGCGAGUUCAUCUACACCAUGAGAGGAGCAUACACGCACAAGAAAGACUCCUCCGACUGCAUUUACGGUCCUCAGGGACAAUACUACCAGAGCUUCGACUUCACCCCCGUUAUGAACUGCGAACGAAAGCCCAUCAUCUCCGACUUGCCGGCCGAGAGAGUCAACGAUGACAAAGUCGGGAAGUUGCCUUAUUGCUGUAGAAAUGGAAGUCUUUUGCCCACCAUCAUGAACGAGACUCAGUCCAGAUCAAUUUUCCAGUUACAGGUACAAAAAAUGCCGCCGGACUUGAACAGGACGGCCUUCUACCCGCCGCAGCGGUGGAAGAUCAACGGCGUUCUCAACCCCGAAUACAAAUGCGGGCCCCCGAUCCGCAUUGACCCGACCGAGUUCCCGGACACCAGCGGCCUCGCCGCCACGAGCUACGCCGUUGCUAGCUGGCAGGUCACCUGCAACAUCACCAAGCCGAAACCAAAACAAAACCGCUGCUGCGUCUCCUUCUCCGCCUACUACGCGGACGCCGCAGUCCCCUGCCCCACCUGCGCCUGCGGCUGCGAUGACGACCUCGUCCACGACAGCAAGUGCGACCCUGACGGCGCCGCCCUCCCCAUCCCACCCGAGUCCCUCCUCGUCCCCUUCGCGAACCGGACCACCAAGACCAAGGCCUGGGCCGCCCUCAAACACAGAACCCUGCCCAAGAAACUCCCCUGCCCGGACAACUGCGGCGUCAGCAUCAACUGGCACGUCAACACCGAUUACAAGUCCGGCUGGACGGCUCGGAUGACCUUGUUCAACUGGGAAGCUGAUCCGUUUCAGGACUGGUUUGCGGCGAUCAACAUCAAGAAAGCUUACCCGGGUUACGAAAACGUCUACUCGUUCAACGGGACGAAUCUGCCGGCGCUGAACAACACCCUGUUCUUCCAGGGCUUGAAGGGGCUGACCUACUUGAACGGGAUAGUGAACGGGACUAACCCGGCUUCGGACCCGAGCGUGCCCGGGAAGCAGCAGUCGGUGAUUUCUUUCUUGAAGAAGAACACGCCCGGGAUCAAUGUGGCGAUUGGAGACGGGUUUCCGACCAGGGUGGUGUUCAAUGGGGAAGAGUGUGCGCUGCCCACCGAGUAUCCGAAGAGGAGCGGGGUCACGCGGCCGUCGAGUGGUGGGUUUGUGGUUGCGGUGGUUGUUGGGAUUGUGAGUCUUGUGCUAGUGACUGAUCGCCUUGGCUGAGAUAUGAAACCAAGUUAUGCUCAGUUCUGGUCCAUUUUUUAGGUAGAGGAAAUGCCCCACACGCGAGGGCGGUGACAGAGAAGAUGAACAGAGAGGACAGUGAUUGUGAAGAGUACUGUUUUUAACAGUUUAAGUUUGAUUCCGGGGAGAAGCAGAGAUGGGGAGAUUACGAAAAAAAAAAAAGUUUCGAAAACGAACACUUGUUCUUGAUUGUAUGCAUUUUGUACACUUCAGAUACUUGUUAUUUAUAAACAACUUACUUCAGA
Messenger RNA from Rhododendron vialii, 3491 nucleotides. RefSeq names its product COBRA-like protein 10. The transcript has 16 exons. Gene Ontology annotation, biological process: cellulose microfibril organization. Lineage: Eukaryota; Viridiplantae; Streptophyta; Magnoliopsida; Ericales; Ericaceae. The record is from RefSeq and is a predicted model, not a curated record. Gene Ontology annotation, cellular component: membrane. Bases 166 to 3225 code for a protein of 1019 amino acids.